Etheostoma spectabile (orangethroat darter) is the source of this 2382-nucleotide messenger RNA. RefSeq lists its product as uncharacterized. The record is from RefSeq and is a predicted model, not a curated record. The coding region runs from base 664 to 2382 and encodes 572 amino acids. Lineage: Eukaryota; Metazoa; Chordata; Actinopteri; Perciformes; Percidae. The transcript is spliced from 5 exons.
UGUUCAGCCUAGCAGGUUGCCCUUUGUACAAAGUAGCUUGGUUGUCCCGUGUCAUCUCUUGAGCCAUCUUAAAAGUGAAGAGAGAAAUCUCUUCACAUUUUUCUGGUCCUUCGAGCCGGAUCUGGUAACUGUGUUGGCGGCGCCGGAAGAAUCUACACCGAAGCCUGUCGACAGCCAGCCUCCAGUACAGAGGGGCUGAAAGCCCGGUGACGUAAAUUCGUCCCGGCCGGUGAAUAGAGGGUUCACCGGUGUCGCCACCACAGGACACCGGAUCCGAAACCUGCGAUUGGCAAGAAGGAGGAAACCAGGAGUCGGAGAUUGGGUCCUGAUCAAGGUGAUACACAGGUCCAACUGGAAAGCGCCCAGGUGGGAAGGCCCAUACCAAGUUUUGCUGACAACACCAACAGCUAUAAAAAUAGCUGAACGGGCGACAUGGAUCCAUGAGGGUCAUUGUAAACUAGUACCAGUGGAAGCCCUCACUGAUCCAUCAAAAGACUAAGGUAACACAUAGUGAGAAGACUAGACAUUCCCUUGGGACGGUCCACCUACCUGAAGAGACCACAAGGGUCCUUCAGAGGGGACAACGGGAGAAAUCCUGGUAACAAGGGCUAGCGAAGACAACCAACGUGGAUAAGACCACCCUGUGUGUUUCCUGCAGGUGAAAUGAUGGGGAGGGUAGUUUGGAUAUUAUUGGUACUGUUAACAAUUGCAUGUGUUACACCACAGGAUGCCUCCAUACAGCAGGCAUCUCCAACCGUUGGACACCACAAGGACCCUUGUCAUGGCGGGUCUAAAGAUACAUGGGGACACACAGCUGACGUCUUAUGGUUUUGUUAUAAUGGCUCAAUAGACGCAACAUUCUUUGUUCCUGCUAGCGCCCUUACUAAACAAUAUGGUGGGUGGAUUGGGAGUGCCUCGACCUGGCAGGGGUAUCCAUGGUACAUAGAAGCUAGGCCUAGCCCUGAUUAUGGGGGUUCAACCUGGGGCCACGUGGUAGCAACCACCGAAAAACAUUGGUCAAAAAACUCAUUUGGUUUUUACAAAUCUGACGUAAAACAGAUGUAUUCUAAUCUCACGUACACAAAUGGAAAGUUCUCUUUCCAUCUAAACACCACGAGAAAAGACUUUACCCCCAAUCAGGGUCAAAAUUGUACCCAACAUCAAAUCUGCGCUUUUGCAAACGGUUUUGAUCCAUGUUGGCAAUAUGCCUUUUGUCGCAUAGCCCCUAAAAUCAAUGCAUCCACCCCAAUCCAGCCAGGGGUAGUCGUACCGGCUCCCGUGGACUCACAGGCAAAAGAAGUGCUGAUCGUAGGAAAAUUCCAGCCCAUCUUCCACCAUCCAUUAGGAUUAGAUCCAGAUGCAAAUACAUGGUAUAAGUCGCUACUAGUUAUACUUCAGGCAGGACAAAUUAAUGAAUCUUGUUACGCGUGUACAUUCUUCCCACAAAGUAUAAGUGAAUCAAUGUUUGUCAGACCACAACCGUUAUCAGAACGUGAAGUGCAAUGUAUGAUGUGUAGCCUGAGAAACAUUACUAAGCCACGAAAUAGCAAUGACCAAUUAUAUUCCAAUUGGUGGAGAACAAACGCCACACAGUGUGACAACUGCACUCAGUUUGACAAUUUACCCAUAAGGGCAAAUUUGUCAACAGGGUAUAAAAAAGAUGAGGCCCUGACCAGGCCCCUUAUGGUAAUCCCCUCAGACCAAAUUGAGACCACCUAUCCCAGAGACCCUGACAGCCCUGACGGAAAUUACGAUAGCACCAGAGAGAUCCACAAGAGACCAUGGGACGACAACAGCGACAGUGACGACACAUCUGUAGCUCCACAGACUCAGUCCACAGCUAUUGCACCCCCACUGCUGCUGUAUGUGGACUGUGGCUGCUGCAUCAGUGAGGGGUCCAGCAAGCUGCAGACAAGGUUUGGGGAGUGGCCAGACCUCCACAUACGGCUGGACAUCUGGUACUUCAUGCAAAGGCUGGCGGUCGGGUGUACCACUGACGCUCAUUCCCUCUACCCCACCUUCAUGAGCUGUCUCUCUGCUGCAUAUUUGGGUGGGAUGCAGGAGACCUCUCUCUGUUGUGGCGGGCAAAGACUCAGGCAGGAGGGUGUGCCAGCCAUGACUGAUCAUGUGGUGGAUGCAAAGAUCAGUAAGAAGGAGCUGAGUCAGUACUGUCUCAGGAGGACACGCGGUAAGGAGGCCACCAUCUGCAGGAACUGGGAGGGGCAAACAGGAGGGACCUCAUGGGGUUGGCACUGCUGGACCAGGUGCGCAUGGAGCACAUCUGGCGUGUGCAGCAACAACACGUCAAGUGCAUCCAGGACCUGCCUGGUGUGCAGCUUCAUACAGAGACGAGCACUAUCAAGAAGGGGGGUGUUGUCCUGA